UGGUACCUUUGUAAAGUAAUUGCGAUUUGCCAAGACCACCUGGCAAGUAGCCUGCCUGUCCCUCGGUCGUCACCGUCCGUGUCACCUAACAAAGUGCUCGGGUUUGCGAUAGAAUCAGCCAUGUAUCAUUUGCGACGCCUGUUGUGUCCCAAUCUUGAAUGGCUUUUCCACGCAGUCCACUUCGAGACUUUCUCAUUCAUGCGAAAUCGUCUCUGAGAUCCGCGAUUGUUAAAAAGGAGCGUGUUACACUUGUGAUUGGCAACGAGUCUGCAGACUUAGACUCCUUAACAUGCUCGCUGCUUUUCUCGUACUUGCGUUCGAUUGCACCCCCAAAGCAAGCCUUCACUUCACUGUAUAUCCCAGUUACGAAUAUCCCUGCCGCAGACAUAGCCCUCCGCCCAGAAUUCGCAGCCCUCUUAACCCAUGCCAAUCUGGAGGCUGACCAUCUGAUUACCCUGGACGACCUGCCGGAACUGAGCUCCGUCGAAUAUGGCCUGGUGCCCGAGAACACAAGGUGGAUACUGGUGGACCACAAUGCAUUACAGGGCAAGCUAGGUGUUGUAUAUACUGGACAAGUCUGUGGUGUCAUCGACCACCAUGACGAGGAAAACAGGGUACCUUUUGAUACGGGAGAUGAGCCUCGCAUCAUCAAGAAAUCAGGCAGCUGCACCUCACUUGUGACUGGCUAUCUACGUGAAACUUGGGAUGUUAUCUCCUCAGAGGCAGAUAACUUGUCCGAAAAGUCCUUAUGGGACGCACAGCUGGCCAAGCUCGCGCUUGCGUCUGUGCUUAUCGACACUACCAACGCGACAGCAAAUCAGAAGACUACUGAGUAUGACGUGAAGGCGAUGAACUAUCUUGAGGCCAAAAUUAAGAGUCACGCUGAUCAAACAGUAUCUUUCAACAGAAAUCGACUUUUCGAGCAGAUCGACAACGCCAAGAAAGAUAUUGGGCGCCUCACCUUGCAUGACAUCUUGAAAAAGGACUACAAGCAAUGGGACGAAAACGGUCUUCUUUUAGGUAUCAGCUCAGUUGUCAAGCCGAUCGAGUUCAUGCAGGAGAAGGCUAAGAGAGAGACCUCUGGUACAGAGAGUAGCAGUGAAGCUUUCUUAGCGUCCGUACGCGACUUCGCACGGUACAGACAGCUCGGGCAAUUUGCUCUGAUGACUGCUUCGUCUACGUCGGCAGGGGAACUCCAGAGGGAGCUGUUACUGUGGGCGUUCACUAGGAAAGGGAUUGAAGCUGCGAGACAUUUUAUGGAGAUCAACACCCGAAAUCUUGGCCUCAAAACCUGGCAAGGCCCAGACGGCUCUAUAGAUAAGAUAGAGGUGAAUGUUUGGAGAACGGUAUGGUGGCAGCGCAGAGUGGAACAUAGUCGUAAACAAGUGGCGCCUCUACUUCGCGAAGCUAUCAGGAAUAUGUAACAGAGCUCCGAGGACAAACUAGGUCUUGCCAUUCGUCCCAAACUACAGCCUGAUCGACCUUGGUGCGGUGAAUUAAUGGAUCGAUACAUCAACGACUCAAAUGUACUACUAGUAAUACUGAAGAUGACAACACAAGCACAGCAGCAACCGCAUUAUGUCGAGGCGUUCACAGCUAAGUUGUGGCAGCAUGACAGUUGCAAGCUGCAUACUAAUUACAUACCAGGAUAUUGAGGGCUGGUGCUCUGGAUAGUUGACAUUA
Pseudovirgaria hyperparasitica is the source of this 1683-nucleotide messenger RNA. Its product is annotated as DHH phosphoesterase. The transcript has 3 exons. Gene Ontology annotation, cellular component: cytoplasm. Gene Ontology annotation, molecular function: exopolyphosphatase activity. The record is from RefSeq and is a predicted model, not a curated record. The coding region runs from base 159 to 1424 and encodes 421 amino acids. Lineage: Eukaryota; Fungi; Ascomycota; Dothideomycetes; Acrospermales; Acrospermaceae.